AUGAGCACCACUAACCAUCAUAAGGACUGGCGCUUACGGCUGAUUCUUCUUUGUUGUUUCCUUAAGACCCUUCAUGGCUCAAGCUGGGAUUCGUACCAGUCCCCUGAUUUUGUAGAGGAGACGGUGGGUAACUCCAUCACACUGAAAUGUCACGUCGCAAACAUCGGAUUUGAAAACUCCUGCGAGUCCAUCAUUUGGGCUAAAGUACACCCAAGGACUGGGGAAUUGGAUGUCGCAUACCCCGCGUCAGAUGAAAACGUUGAGGCAGCCAACAACGAAACGACAAAAUCAUGUGAUUUAAUAGUUACAGGCCAGAGCCAGGAGUAUUCUGGCAUCUACUAUUGUUGGGUUAAAGCAUCGACUUUAAGAAUUCAAGGAAAUGGAUCAACAGUGUCAUUCACAGGAACUUUAACUCCUUCUGUGGAGCUUUUUUCACCGUGGAACAGCAAUGCCUCCAGACUCCCGUUUAUCUGUUGGGCGAAAGGAGUUGUCCCAUCACAAGUCCGUAUUUUCUGGGUUUUGGAGGGGAGUGAAUACAAUGGACUCACUGAAUCUAUUUGGUCAAACAACAGUCACUCAGCAACUGAAUUCACUCAAAGUCGGAUUUGGUUCGCCGACUGGGACCUGGAACCUGGGAUGAAGUGCACGUGUGUUGUCAACAUAGGAGAGAGGAACAUUUCAAAAACCAUUCAAUAUCUGCCAGGAUCCGAUCCUAACAGCGCGUGCUCAGUUCUUGUGUAUGGAAUCUCUUUCACAUCACUUUUCAUUGUGGCAGGAUGGCUGCUGGUCUUUAGAUGUCACGGGCGAAGAAGUAAGAAAAUUCACAAAAUAAACCACAGACAAAAAUUCAGUAAACGUGGAACAGAUACUAUCAAAGGACCAUCUUGCAAUGAAGUGCAGUACUCCAGUGUGAACAACCUCCAUUCGCCAACAAGUGCUGGACUUCAAAUGGAUGAUGUGGCAGAAACCAGAGCGGAAAUUGCUUGUUUAGACUAGACGUGCCAACCAAGUCAUGUUCGACUGUUCAGUGAAUGACAUAGCCUAAGUGUGACCGCUGACCAGAAUGCUUUGCAAGCACAUGCAUCAUGUUAUUUGUUUUAUAACUGAGUCAUUGUUGACUUUAAUGUUAAGUAUAACGUGUAGUAAUAUCACCCAUAAACUGACGCUAGGGUGACUUACUGUCAGUGUAUAUGUUCAGUGCAGAGUCACCCUGGGCCAUUGUUGGGUAUAAAAACACAGUGCCUUCCUGGUGAGAGUGUUGUGUAAUCUGAAGCAUUGCUGUCCUCCACCAAUAAAUGGUUAGAUAU
Sardina pilchardus (European sardine) is the source of this 1307-nucleotide messenger RNA. RefSeq lists its product as uncharacterized. Lineage: Eukaryota; Metazoa; Chordata; Actinopteri; Clupeiformes; Clupeidae. The coding region runs from base 1 to 996 and encodes 331 amino acids. The record is from RefSeq and is a predicted model, not a curated record. The transcript has 7 exons.